Messenger RNA from Capsaspora owczarzaki ATCC 30864, 3185 nucleotides. RefSeq names its product CBL-interacting protein kinase 31. Gene Ontology annotation, cellular component: autophagosome; cytoplasm. The transcript is spliced from 5 exons. Lineage: Eukaryota; Filasterea; Ministeriida; Capsasporidae. The coding region runs from base 54 to 2963 and encodes 969 amino acids. The record is from RefSeq and is a predicted model, not a curated record. Gene Ontology annotation, biological process: peptidyl-serine phosphorylation; protein autophosphorylation; autophagosome organization. Gene Ontology annotation, molecular function: ATP binding; protein serine/threonine kinase activity.
UCCUACAUACUGGCGUUGGCAAGCGAGAGGCAGUUCAGUUCGCCUGAGGCGUCAUGCAGUUCGGUGGCGAUGCUGUGACCAGCAUUCAGAACAGCAACCAUCACCUGCAUCCAUCAGCGAGCAGUCGGUCCUUGAAUGCAGCUGCAGUCGAUGCUGGUGGUGCCAAUACUGCCAAUAGUGCCAAUGGUGCCAAUGGUGCCAAUGGGUCGAUUCUGAUGACCAGCCGUGGCAGCAAUGAAAGCAAAAGCAGUGGCGCAGUCCCGUUCAGAUCUGUAGGUGCGUACUUUUAUCACGUCGAGCAGGACUUGCUGGGCGGCGGUUCAUUCGCACGCGUCUAUCGCGCCACGCACAAGUUUAUCCACGGACACUAUGCAGCACUCAAGCAAGUCAAGCGAAACGCGCUCGAUACGCGACGCGCGGCUGUCACUCUCAGACUGGAACUCACCACAAUGCGUCGACUCAACCAUCCGAACGUUGUGCGAUUGUACGGCUCCAAGGAAACGAGAGAAAACAUCUACCUGUUGAUGGAAUACUGCGCAGCGGGCGAUCUCGGGCACUUUAUUGACGAGCGAGGGCGAUUAUCCGAGGCAGUAACAAGAUCAAUCAUGACACAGCUGAUUGCUGCGCUCUUGCACAUGCGAAGCGCAAACGUUACACACCGCGAUAUCAAGCCCCGAAACCUUCUGUUGCAGCCAUUUGCCCACGGAAAAUUGAUGGUCAAAGUGGCCGACUUUGGGCUCGCUUGUCAGCAGCAAGCGGAGGAGCGGCAUUCGGAAAUCUGCGGCUCGCCUUUGUACAUGGCUCCGGAAAUCUUGAUGCAGAGGCGAUACGGUCCAUCGGUCGACCUGUGGUCUGCCGGAGUUGUCCAGUUUGAGUGCAUCACUGGCCACGUCCCGUACCGAGCCGCGAGCGGACCUGCUCUUCUCGAUGCCAUUCGCGCUGCACAGAGCCAACCGCACCCUCUUUUGGGCUCGCAGGCUGUCUCAGCAUUGCAACCAUCGGUAACGCCCUCCCCACCUGCGACGCUCCGCAACCCUCCUCCCGACAGAUCGCCAGAGCCGCAGCUGACUGCUGGUGGUGGUGGUCAAAUCAACGGCAGCACCGCGAAUACGCCAACACCUCUCCCACCGCUGAAUUUUGAGUACGCCACACUCACUGCUCCCCGGCAAAUUGCAGCGCUUCAACCGCUUCCUUCUGUCAGUCAGCCUUUCCGGGAUUUGCUCUGCAGUCUCCUGCAGAUGGAUGCGAAAAAACGCGCCUCGUUCGAUGAUUUGGCACGCAACCCCUAUCUGAACGUGACUCGGUACAACGUAGCCUGGCACACGCCUUCUUUGAACAUUCUGGAUGUUCUGGUGGCUGAUGAGCGUCAGUGUCGACCCGAACCUGUUCACGCGGAAUCCCUCGAUCGACGACUCUCUAUUGAUGCAAGUCAGCCCGAUCAAACCCAUCUUGGUAUCACGCACAAGGCAGACUUGAAUCGGAGGCGGUCCUUGGACACGCGGUUUGGCGACACACAAGCGCAAGCCGCUUGGUCUGCCAGUUUCAAAUCCAUCUCGGUCUCAAAUGUCAAAGAUGGACGAGCAGGUUUCAUCAAGUCGGACGCUGCCGAGUCGUUCGCCACCUCCACACAAGCCGAAUCUGCCAUUGCCGCUCGACCUCCACCUCCAGUCAUUCUCAUUAACAGGGCCACGAUCGGUACGUCGGCAUCAAAAGCAACAGGCCCACCGCCGCUCGUGUCCCCUACCGCUCGCAAGGCACUUCCCGAGCACAUGAUUGAUGUGGAAUCAGCAGACAGACUCCAGCGUGACGAGCGGCUUCAAGCAGCACGCGCUGCCAGUCGCAGGUCGUCAGCAUGCGCUGGAAACGAGCCAACUCUCACGGCCACCUCCUCCGCCUUGCCGCGGGAACCAGUGAUCGAGGUCGAUCAGCCAGCGAAAACGGGCCAAGAUGAUGCUGACAGCGAUUCCGACUCGGACGACGGCUGGUCGCCAGCCACACUCAGAGCCGCAAUGUCAAUUGCCAGAUCCGUGUCCCCGUUGCAGAGCGGAGAGCCAAACCAGGCACACUUUCUUACUGGAAUUGUGCCGGCCUUUCCAAAAACAACUCCCAGAGACCCGCGAAACGCCCCGCAUCUCCUGCCUGCCAGUGUCCCGUCUCGAGCGUUGAGCUUGGAGUCUGUCGAGCUGGCAGGAUCACUGCAGUCAACUAUCGGGCAGUCAGGUCCGCAGUCCCCAGACGUCGACGACCGGGAGGUCUCGCGCGCCAUGGCUUCAUUCUACGAGGAGCAAGUCAGACAGGUGGUGGGAGGUCCUGCGUCCAGGCGCGCUUCGUUCGAUCAAAACGGGCUGCCGCUGCCCUACCUUCAGCACCGCUCCAACUCGGAUGGGUCUGUAUUGGCGCACUAUCGGCGCGACAGCACUUUGACAACAUCCGUUGUGGAAUCACCUCAGCCCAACGCUAUCAAUUUCGACAGUCCGCUCCCGGCUUUCGCCACAAAAUCCGCCACACGACCGCCACCGCUUCCUAUUGGUAUUUCGGUACUGUCAGGCCCCGUCCCGCCUUCGAGAGCACGCCGAACGAACGAACCCGCCACUGCUGCAUCCUUGGAAGCCACCUCGACGUUGUCGACAUUGGACGCUGGCUCGUCGACGCCCGUCUUCUCGCAAACCUCGACGGCGUCCAGUCCACUGCGCACUGCAACCUCCAUGCAGCGGCCGUCGAGUCAAAGUGGCAGUUGGAGUCGACCGUCACCGGCACGAGCCGUUCGCCUGAAUGUCUCGGCAGCACUGGCUCCCGGCAAUGAACUGUGGAACCAGUCCGCCCUGUCAAACUUUCAGCAAGACCAGCAAAUGUUUCUCACACAACAGACCCAAGAGCAGUUUAGUGACGCAGCAGCGCCGCCUGUUGUUCCUCGGAGCACGAAUCUGUUCAAUCGCGGUCGUCGAGGCCCGCUCAAUAACUGAGCCACCGUCCCGCUUUGGCGGUUGAGGAAGCAUUGGUAAACGAACCAGUGAUAGCCCUUGCGUUCGUCUCAACCAGGAUGCAUCUCAUCCCAGCAACAAGCCGCGCAGAUCAGACCAUCACCAUAAAGUUUUUUUUUCUCCUUUUUCUUAUUCGCAAUGUUGGAAUAAAGCUUCCGAUGGCACAGUUGAUCGCCAUGUAUUGCUUUGCUUCAAUCGAUUCAU